GAAAAAAAUCUGUUGCCCGCUAUAAGACAACCCUUGCCACAAGGUUGUCAUGUCAUCGCAUUAAUCUGGGAAUAGUGUAUGCAUUUUUCUGAUUCGCUUUAUUUCUGAAAGAAAGAAUAUUUAUUUUAUUAUUUCACCUUUUAAUAUAUUUUUAAUUUUAAUUCUUCGUUUUUAGGGAAGGAGGAUUUUAAAGGUGGAAAAGGAGUUUAUUAUACUUUUUAUAUUUCUUUCUUUUGCUAAUAGAAAACGUAUCUUUACGAUAAUAUCUAGACCAUCAUUAAUAUUACCAUCAUCAGUUUUAUUAAAAGUUAAUGUUCAAAGAACAUUGUUUUCUUCAGAUAACUCCAAUGACUUUCCCAUUGCUGAAAGUCAAAAUAUUGAAAUAUAUUUUUAAAAAAGGCCCCCUGAAGGGUGGGCUGGAAAGAGUCAAAAGAAGGUGUAUACUGACGAUACAGAUAACUGUAUAUUGUAUAGAAUACAGCGUCUGAAAAUAAAGGUUAAAACUUCCAUGUAACGAAUUCUGGUGAAUCUUGAUAUUUUUCUUGCUCGUUUUUUAUUGUUUCAUGCACAACUAAGCAUAAAAAGAUUUACAAUCUUAGUGGAAGUUAAUGUAAAUAUUGUUAAAAACAUGUUCAGAGAUGCACUGAAGCAUGACUUUAGCCUAUUCGGAUCUAAAUUCUUGUAAUUAUGAUCCCAACUUUUAGUUUGGAUUAGGAUACAUUGGAACACAAAAUUUUUUCAACUAAUCAUAUUCCAGAUACCAUAAGUUUCCGAAAUUAUCUGUUCUAUUCUUGAGUGGAUACUUAACCCUUCUUCCUAUCAUUUUUAGUACGCGUACAUAACAUACGGGUAAAUAACGGUGUCAUCCGUGCCGUGUUCCCACGUGUUGUUAACUACUCGAAAUAAGGGGAAGGAGAAAGUUAAAUUACUAAUUGGAAAUAUGUAGCAAAUGUUAGGAUUUUUCUUAAUUUUUUUUUGAAAAAUUAAAAAAAUUGUUGCGUAUAAAUAGAUUAAGAAUUGACGUAAAAACUGUUUUUAUCAAACGAAGUUGCUUGUUGCUUCAGCUUUUUCUUGUUUUUUUUUUUGUUUUUGUUGUUGUUUUUGUUUGUGCCUUUGUUUGUUUUAUUAUUUUGUUUCGUUUUAAUUUUGGUCUUUUAACUUUUUAAAGAAAGCACUUGAUUCGCAAAAACGUUCUCAUGUAAAAUCUUAUUCCUUUAAGAUAAUUUUACGGAUGGCGAGGUUUUUACAAUGUUUGAUAUAAUGUUUAGUUUUAUUUGCGCAUUGUUGCAUAAAAAAUUUUAAGGGUCGUGAGUUGUUUGUUAAUAGAUAAUGAUUACCAAUGUGGGGAAUGGGGAGGAAGUGUGAUUUUUUGUUUUAAAACUACUUAUUCCAGGCAAUAGAAGUGUGGAAACUAGGGGGGGGGGUUAAACACACCUUCGUUUCAACAUCUAUAACAAACCUGUAAAAAGUACAUAACGAUCAUUUACUCACAAGAGAACGUGAAAGGUAGUUCGUGAAAACACAACAAGAAACAAUGGUAUUCUUCACUAUUAUUUUCAUUGGGAUAUCCUUUGGAAGUCUGGUUAGUGCUGGUCUUGAGAGAGACAUCACAAGAACAUGUAACGGACGACCAGAUUUUUAUCAAUCAACAGUAAGGGCGUUGGCUGCAGUUGGAACUGCUGUAAAUAAACCAAUGGAUAAUGGAAGACGAGCUAUUUACAAUAAAGCUCAUAUACUUCCAUGGACAUUUAUUCGAACAAAAGUCUGCGGUGAGUUUAACGAACAAGUUAACGAGCGGACUAAAACUGAAAGGGAUUUAAAGAAUUGGAAGACUAUUGUACAACGAUUCAAUGUGGCGCUUCACACGAUUGACACACAGUGGGUGGACUAUGGAAAAAUGGAUAGAAAAGAGAAAGCAGCAUAUGAGAAAGCUAACGGGAUGAACCAAGAAAAGUGCAAGCAGUUAAUAAAUCAAGUGCAGUUACGGAGAAAAAGUAACACAGCUAUUGUGGCUGGCGUUGUGGCUGUUGCAGAAUGCAUGAAUAGUUCCCCAGCCAAUCUUCGACCAGGUUUUGCCACCACAAAUCGUGAAAUUGCGGAUAAUCUUGAUCCUAUGUUAAGGCGAACAGUGGCAAACGGCGUGGCUAUUAGAGAAUCAGAUCUUACUACGAUGUCCAAAAGACUUCAUCAAAAGUAUGGUUUGGCCUACCCAACCUAUAGGAACCGUGGUAUCAUGAGUUCGGAUCAAACACUACAAUAAGCACAGAAAUUUUUUUUUUGAACAUUUACAUCAUUUCAUGUAUUAUCAACAUGUUUGUUUAAAAAAUAUAACGUUCAUU
Hydractinia symbiolongicarpus is the source of this 2339-nucleotide messenger RNA. RefSeq lists its product as uncharacterized. Lineage: Eukaryota; Metazoa; Cnidaria; Hydrozoa; Anthoathecata; Hydractiniidae. The record is from RefSeq and is a predicted model, not a curated record. The coding region runs from base 1535 to 2260 and encodes 241 amino acids. The transcript is spliced from 2 exons.